Naegleria lovaniensis is the source of this 1446-nucleotide messenger RNA. RefSeq lists its product as uncharacterized. Gene Ontology annotation, biological process: activation of GTPase activity; intracellular protein transport; nucleocytoplasmic transport. NCBI's taxonomy places the organism in Eukaryota, Heterolobosea, Eutetramitea, Acrasida, Naegleriidae. The coding region runs from base 1 to 1446 and encodes 481 amino acids. Gene Ontology annotation, molecular function: GTPase activator activity; structural molecule activity; small GTPase binding. The record is from RefSeq and is a predicted model, not a curated record. The transcript has 2 exons. Gene Ontology annotation, cellular component: clathrin coat of trans-Golgi network vesicle; nucleus; clathrin coat of coated pit.
AUGAGCGGCCAAAUCCCAAUACAAUUCACUGAGCUCUUCAAUCUCCAAAACUUGGGAGUGAAUCCACAACUCAUUUCAUUCACCACCGUUACGCUCGAAUCAGAUAAAUAUAGAAAACUCUCACCAUCUGUUGAAACUGGUGUUGUUGAAGCAGCAAAUUCAUCAUCAACAAUGAUCAAUGCUAAUGCUGAAAACAAUGAUUUCUCUCCUACAAGUUUCAACGAGAACAACGGACCCUUUGUUGAUGAUAUUAUUUUUGAAAUUCUUCAUUUCCUUGAUUCAAUGUUUAUCAUUCAAAUUUGUAUGAAAAUUUCAAAACAAUGGAGACAAACAUCAUUUCAAAUUCCUCUCUCAUUAUCAUUCGCAGAAAAUCACUUCAAACAAGAUCGUAAAUCAAUCAAAUUUUUAGCUGAUUGUGAAUGUUUGGAAAAUUUGACUUCUUUGAAUCUGGCACGCAAUAGAAUUGGCAUUGAAGGUGUCAAAUAUAUUGCCACAAGCGAAUUCUUGAAGAAUUUGACAUCUUUGGAUCUGAAAUGGAACGAAAUUGGCAAUGAAGGUGUCAAAUAUAUUGCCACAAGUGAAUUCUUGAAGAGUUUGACUUCUUUGAUUCUGAGUGAGAACGAAAUUGACAGUGAAGGUGUCAAAUAUAUUGCCACAAGCGAAUUCUUGAAGAGUUUGACUUCUUUGAAUCUGUCAUAUAAUAGAAUUGGCAAUGAAGGUGUCAAAAAUAUUGCCACAAGCGAAUUCUUGAAGAGUUUGACUUCUUUGAUUCUGAGUGAGAACGAAAUUGACAGUGAAGGUGUCAAAUAUAUUGCCACAAGCGAAUUCUCGAAGAGUUUGACUUCUCUGAAUCUGUCAUAUAAUAGAAUUGGCAAUGAAGCUGUCAAAUAUAUUGCCACAAGCGAAUUCUUGAAGAAUUUGACUUCUUUGAAUCUGCCAUAUAAUAGAAUUGGCAAUGAAGGUGUCAAAUAUAUUGCCACAAGCGAAUUCUUGAAGAAUUUGACAUCUUUGGAUCUGAAAUGGAACGAAAUUGGCAAUGAAGGUGUCAAAUAUAUUGCCACAAGUGAAUUCUUGAAGAGUUUGACAUCUUUGGAUCUGUCAUAUAAUGGAAUUGGCAGUGAAGGUGUCAAAUAUAUUGCCACAAGCGAAUUCUCGAAGAGUUUGACUUCUCUGAAUCUGUCAUAUAAUAGAAUUGGCAGUGAAGGUGUCAAAUAUAUUGCCACAAGCGAAUUCUUGAAGAAUUUGACAUCUUUGGAUCUGAGUGAGAACGUAAUUGGCAAUGAAGGUGUCAAAUAUAUUGCCACAAGUGAAUCAUUGAAGAGUUUGACAUCUUUGGAUCUGUCAUAUAAUGGAAUUGGCAAUGAAGGUCUCAAAUAUAUUGCCACAAGCAAAUUCUUGAAGAAUUUGAAACACUGUUCACCAAAUAACAAACUUAGACAGUGUUAG